UCACUUGCGCUUCACUUCACCAAUCGCUAUGGACCCUUUUCCAAUGCCUACACUCCUAUUUCUCAUCGUCAUCGCGACCUUCCUUGCCCUCGUCUCCGGUGGCCGUGACCUCGCCGGAGAUCCUCUCCGAUUGCCCUCACAAGCCUCCAGAUUCUUCCGCGAACCUGAGAACGAUGACAACGUUCAGGGGACUAGGUGGGCCAUUUUACUUGCUGGUUCCAAUGGCUACUGGAAUUACAGGCAUCAGGCUGAUGUUUGUCAUGCAUAUCAAACACUGAGAAAAGGUGGCCUGAAAGAAGAAAAUAUUAUUGUUUUUAUGUACGAUGACAUUGCUUUCAAUGAAGAGAACCCGAGGCCUGGAGUAAUCAUAAACAAACCAGAUGGGGAUGAUGUUUAUGAAGGAGUUCCGAAGGAUUACACUGGCGAAUAUGUUACUGCUGACAACUUUUUUGCUGCUUUACUUGGAAAUAAGUCAGCUCUUACAGGUGGCAGUGGGAAGGUUGUAGAUAGUGGCCCCAAUGAUCAUAUAUUUAUAUACUAUACUGAUCACGGAGGUCCAGGGGUGCUUGGGAUGCCUGUUGGUCCUUACUUGUAUGCAUCUGAUCUGAUUGAAGUCUUGAAGAAGAAGCAUGCUUCAGGAACGUAUAAAAGUCUAGUAUUUUAUCUGGAAGCAUGUGAAUCUGGAAGUAUCUUUGAAGGUCUUCUUCCUGAAGAUAUCAAUAUCUAUGCGACAACAGCUUCAAACGCAGAAGAAAGCAGUUGGGGAACAUAUUGCCCUGGGGAGUAUCCUAGUCCUCCUCCAGAAUAUACAACCUGCUUGGGUGACUUGUACAGUGUUGCUUGGAUGGAAGACAGUGACGUACACAAUUUGAGAACAGAAACUUUGCACCAACAAUAUAAUUUGGUUAAAGAUAGAACUAUCAACGGUCUAUACUAUGGCUCUCACGUGAUGCAGUAUGGUGAUGUAGGGCUUAGCAAGAAUCAUCUCUUCCUAUAUUUGGGUACAAAUCCUGCUAAUGAUAAUUUAACUUUUGUGGAUGAAAACUCCUUGAGGUUACCUUCAAAAGCAGUCAACCAACGGGAUGCGGAUCUCAUCCAUUUCUGGUAUAAGUUUCGCAGAGCUCCUGAGGAUUCUCCUAGGAAAAUUGCAGCUCAGAAAGAAGUUCUGGAAGCAAUGUCUCACAGAAUGCAUAUAGACAACAGCGUGAAACUUAUUGGAAAGCUCUUAUUUGGCAUUGAAAAGGGUCCAGAAGUGCUCAACACUGUUAGACCUGCUGGGUUAGCACUUGUUGAUGACUGGGACUGCUUGAAAACCAUGGUAAGGACUUUUGAGGCACAUUGUGGAUCCCUGUCUCAAUAUGGGAUGAAACAAAUGAGGUCCUUUGCAAACAUCUGCAAUGCAGGAAUACAGAAGGAGCAAAUGGCUGAGGCCUCGGCACAAACUUGUGUCAGUAUUCCUGCCAGUCCCUGGAGUUCUCUGCUGAGGGGUUUCAGUGCAUAACUCAUAAACUGCAAACUAGUAAAGACCAAAGUAUAAUUGUUGUUACAUUAUGUUUUAUGGUUGUAAAUACAUGCUGUAAUCUGGUCAUUUAGCCUCUGUAAAUCCAAUUUGGAACACUACUAGGACGGUGGGGAUCCUCUUUAGUCUUUACAUUUUAGUUUUGUAAAUAGAUGCUGCAAUGACGUUUGUAAUGCACUUAUGGGUUGUAUCAUUCCAAGAGAAGAAAUUACUUGGGGUUGUAAAUAUAUGUUUAUUUUUAUUCAGUAGGCACUGUGGCAGAUCGGGUCUUCUAUUGUAGAAUUAUUUUAGAAGAAUGUAAUAUUUGAUACAAGAUUAUUGUUUAAUAUUAAUGUUGAAAUUGAUUUUCUUUUUGUAGAA
Messenger RNA from Gastrolobium bilobum, 1879 nucleotides. RefSeq names its product vacuolar-processing enzyme-like. Gene Ontology annotation, molecular function: cysteine-type endopeptidase activity. Gene Ontology annotation, biological process: vacuolar protein processing. The transcript has 9 exons. The record is from RefSeq and is a predicted model, not a curated record. Lineage: Eukaryota; Viridiplantae; Streptophyta; Magnoliopsida; Fabales; Fabaceae. The coding region runs from base 29 to 1501 and encodes 490 amino acids.